Meloidogyne enterolobii is the source of this 441-nucleotide messenger RNA. Lineage: Eukaryota; Metazoa; Nematoda; Chromadorea; Rhabditida; Meloidogynidae. The record is from the annotation of a GenBank genome assembly.
AUGUUGUUAAAGUAUUUUUUAAAUAUUUAUAAAAAUUUUAUAAAAUUUAUUUUAAUUAUAUUUUUAUUAAUUAAUUUAUUCGCUCAAAAAGUAAUAUCUGAUAGACUUGGACACAUAACUUGUUAUAAAAAUAAUGGUUUUGAUUUGGGGAUUGAAGAAGUAAGGUGCUCUCCUUCAUUCCCUUCUAGCCCCACUUAUUGUCUAAAAGCUAAUGUUUACGAUGGCCGAGUUGUGCGUGAUUGUGCCACUUUAGCUCAGUGUCCUCAGGGGAAUGCAUGUUCUCCAAUAAAUUAUGAAGAAGAUGGUACUACUGAUUUUGUUUGUUGUUGUCAAGAUGACUUAUGUAAUUCAUCUAUGAAUGAUUUUAAAAACAAUUAUUUACUAUUAUUUUCUAUUCUAACGAUCAUAACAUUUGUGAUAACUUGCCAAAUUAUUUUUUAA